AUGGCUGCCAUUAAAAACAGACGGGGAAAGAUGAGGCAGAGGGGGAACAUAGACUAUAAAGGGAACUUCCUCGGAGCCACACAAGAGCUCCCCGAGGAAAGUGUGGAGAGAGGGAGAGCAGAGACUGAGGAGGAGGAGGUCAGAGGGCUGAGCCAGGACCCGGCUUUCAGCAGCUGUGAAAUCCUCCCGUUUGGUCAGAUGCUAACGCAGGAGAGCAGCCAGUAA
Messenger RNA from Knipowitschia caucasica, 225 nucleotides. Lineage: Eukaryota; Metazoa; Chordata; Actinopteri; Gobiiformes; Gobiidae. The record is from the annotation of a GenBank genome assembly.